GUGGUGGCCCCUUUGAUCAGUGCGAUCUCUAUUCGGAGGUCUGCUGUUCGGGAGGCUGUGGCUGUGAGUUUAAAGCUAUCUUGUGCUGUUUGGUUGGAAGGCUCAAAUAUGUAUCAUGAAAAGGGAUUUUUCUCAGAAUUGAGGAAGCUGGGGGACUGAAGAACUUAAAACGGUAUUAGUUUGAAAAGAAAAGUAAUUUUUUACACCCACAGAAGAGAAAAUGAAGAAGCUGCAUUUCACGGUUGUAAUGUUAAUAAUACUAUCGAUGAUAAAAGAGGCACUCAAUGAUCCCUUCAUAUUAAAAGUGUCAAAUGGACAGUCCGCCACCCUGUACUGUAAUGAAUCCCUUCCAGCAGCAUCACAGGCCCAGUGGACAAGGAGAGGGGUCAGUGGGGAUAAACGUGUGAUUCUGACCAUACAGAAGGAUGGAAGAGUUGAUAAAGAAAUAGCAGAUAUACAGAAUCGUUUCCAAAUAAAGGACCGCUUCAACAUUCAUAUUGAGAGAGUUGAUCCAGCAGACAUUGGAACCUAUGAGUGUGGAGGACGGGAAACACAUUUAAUAGUACUGACAGAUCCUGCCAGUCGCACAGUGUCAGAGGGACGGUCAGUAACCCUUUCCUGUGGUGACUCAGCGGUUCUAGCAGGGGCAGGGAAAGUCAGGUGGACCCGGGUUAAUGGAAGCAUUUAUCAUUCUAUUCUGUACAAAGAUCCAGCAGGAAAGAUUGCAAAACAAACAAAUGAUCCAGACAAUCUAUAUCAACUUAAACCAGACUCAUCCCUUUACAUAAGUAAAGUAAAAUCAACAGACGCUGGGAGAUAUGAAUGUAACAAGAUCCACGUGGCUGAUUUAAACGUGCGGACCGAUCCUUCAAAACCAACAGUCCUGACCACACCUCCAAAGAAAGAAACGGCUACAAAUGCCAAUACUGCUACCUCAUUCCUGCUGGUUGUGGGAGUGCUGAUUUUUGAUAAAAUCGCUUUGGGUCUGUUCAUCCUGUGGGUGUUCACAAGGGCAGCAAUGAGACAUGUUCCUCAAGAGGAUGAUAAUUAAUCAAUGGUACAAUCUCUUCAAGCUAAUAAUAGGGUAUUUUUGUUCACUAUUAGCUUGUUUUCUUUCGCAUUUUAGUAACUGUGUGAUCCCUGUUUUUUGUUUUGGAGGUGAAGGGAUUAUCACUCCUCGUUAGGUAGGGAAUUUCAUUGUUUAGUUAGUGUCCAUCAUGGCAAGGGUUUUGUUUGAUAAUAUUCUGUGUGGAAGAUCAUAUUUUGUUACUUUUCGGUAAAAUAAACCUGUGCAAAAGCU
Polyodon spathula (Mississippi paddlefish) is the source of this 1300-nucleotide messenger RNA. RefSeq lists its product as uncharacterized. The transcript is spliced from 6 exons. The record is from RefSeq and is a predicted model, not a curated record. Bases 221 to 1051 code for a protein of 276 amino acids. Lineage: Eukaryota; Metazoa; Chordata; Actinopteri; Acipenseriformes; Polyodontidae.